Myzus persicae (green peach aphid) is the source of this 1161-nucleotide messenger RNA. RefSeq names its product protein FAM200A-like. The transcript has 2 exons. NCBI's taxonomy places the organism in Eukaryota, Metazoa, Arthropoda, Insecta, Hemiptera, Aphididae. Bases 1 to 1161 code for a protein of 386 amino acids. The record is from RefSeq and is a predicted model, not a curated record.
AUGGCUAAGCGCGCUUUGCCGUAUAAAGAUGAUUUUUUGAAGUUUGGUUUUACUGAAAUCAAAGAUCGAUCGGGAUUAAAGAAUAAUCAAUAUUGGAGUAAUUGUGUUGGAAUAUUUUCGGAUGGUGCACCGGCAAUGCUUGGAAAUCGAAUAGGAUUUUGUAAGCGAGUUCAAGAAGUUAAUUCAAACGUUGUUAUAAUUCAUUGUUUUUUACAUCGAGAAAAUUUGGCAACCAGAGCAAUUCAGCCAGAACUUAAUUCAGUACUACAAGACGUAAUUCAAAUUGUCAAUUUUAUAAAAGCAAGAGCAUUAAAUUCAAGAAUAUUUCAUGCCAUGUGUGACGAGAUGGGAGCACAGUUUGUAAAUUUACUUUAUCACUCGGAUGUACGUUGGCUUUCCCGUGGAAAAAUUCUUAAGCGUGUUAUGUCUUUGCGUUUAGAAAUACAUAUUUUUCUAAAGGAAAAAAAACACUCAUUGGCUGAUAAAUUCAAUGACGAUUUGUGGGUUUCUAAAUUGGCUUUUUUAAGCGAUAUUUUUGGACGGUUAAAUGAGUUGAAUAUUGAGAUGCAGGGGAAGAAUAGAACUAUGGUCAAUAUUGGUGAAAAAAUAUCCUCAUUCAAACAAAAGCUAGAAAAGCUAUCUCGAGGAAAAAUUGCCACAUUUACUCUUUUAAGUGAAUUUCUUGAAGAUUCAACCAAAAUUACAUUGGAUGACAUAAAAUUACUGCUUCAAGAGUACUUGAACAAAUUACAGUUAGAACUCGAUCGAUAUAUACCAGAAAACGUAGAGCUCAGUAAAUACAGUUGGGUGAGAAAUCCGUUUGAAAUUUCUGUUCACCAAGUUGGUGAAGAUAUUUGCGGUUUCCAAAAGGAACUUCUUGACCUUCAAGCUGACCAAGUCGUAAAAGAAAAUUUUUCUCAAAAGUGCCUAACCCAAUUCUGGGCACAGCUUAAAGAUAAACCAAUUUUAAAAAGAGAAUCUGAAAAAGCAUUACUACCAUUCCCUACCACAUAUUUAUGUGAAGCCGGAUUUUCAACUUUAGUUGUCAUCAAAACAAAGUAUAGAAAUCGCCUUGAUCCUCAACACGAUAUGCGAUGUGCACUUUCAAUGAAUAUAAAUCCAAACAUUGAAGAACUUGUGGAAAGUGUUCAGCAUCAUUAA